This is a messenger RNA of Acanthosepion pharaonis, 1140 nucleotides long. The record is from the annotation of a GenBank genome assembly. NCBI's taxonomy places the organism in Eukaryota, Metazoa, Mollusca, Cephalopoda, Sepiida, Sepiidae.
AUGUUUCUUUUAGUUUUUAGGCACACACGCAUCUGUCGUCUCUCUCUCUCUCUUUUCUUGUGCACACACGCGAAAAGCUAUCACAGGAACAAGAACAAUGAAUUUCCUUCUCUCUCUCUCUCUUUACACAUACAGGAUCUAUCUAUCUAUCUAUCUAUCUACCUAAGUUUGUUUAAAUAUCUAUCUAUCUCAUUUGUCUGUCUGUCUGUCUGUCUGUCUAUCCAUAAUCUAUCUAUCUAUCUAUCCUAUCUCAGAACUUUACUUCUCUUUCUCCCCUCUCCUUCCCCGGAGACUCACCCACAUCAAUCCACAUCAUUUUUAACGACUCUACUUUUGUCUCGAAGUUCUCGCUGGAGUGAUGUGAGCAAACUACACAUGCAUGCCAUCAACAGCCAGACAGACUGCAAAUACCAGCUUUCUUUCUUUCUAUCUAUCUAUCUAUCUUUCUAUAUUUUCUCUCUUUUCCCUAUAUCUGGUUAUUCAGGGUUUUUUUUUUUAACUUUAUAUUUUUUCGCAUUUACUUUUUUAAUCAAUGUCUCCUCCAUUUCUUUGCAUUUUCUAUCCCCCUCUUCCUCUUUGUUCAUUUUUCUUCUUUUCUGCACCUCCUCCAUUCUUUCUCUCACUUCUUUUUCUCAUGACACCCUCACUUACUUCAUAUGUCUACACUCCCCACCCGAUUCUCCCCGAAACUUUUCUUCUAUCUCUCUACCACAUGUAAUUUUCCAACCCUUUCCCCUCUCUCUCACCCCCCCUCUCUCUCUCCCAUGUAAUUUUCCGACCCUGUCUUCUCUCUCUCUAUGCCAUCUAAUUUUCCGACACUUUCCUCUAUCGAUCUCUCUCUACACCCUAAUUUUCCGACCCCUUUCCUCUCUCUCUCUACACAAUCUAAUUUUUCCGACCUUUUUUGUCUAUCUAUCACUCUCUACACCGUCUAAUUUUCCGAACCUUUUCUUCUAUCUCUACACCAUCGAAUUUUCUAACCCUUUCCCCUUUCUCUCUCUCUCUACACCAUCUAAUUCUCCGACACUUUCCUCUAUCUCUCUCUCUCUACACCAUCUAAUUUUCCGACACUUUCCUCUCUCUCUCUAUACACCAUCUAAUUUUCCGACCCUUUCCUCUCUCUCUCUCUACACUAUCUAA